AAUCACGACAGUCGAAUCGCUUUACGGACACCACCGGCAGUAUUUUGAAGUAUGUAAUUGUCCUUGUAAAGAUGCAGCGAACAUAUAUCACGUACUGAAAGUUGCUGCUCCAGGCUGAAACAUCUGCAUUAAGACCACACGAUGGCAUCUCGUUUCCUCAAGUUCUCGGUGCUUCUCCAGAAGUACCGGGCUCCAUUGCUCAUCGCGAGCUGUGGAGGAGUCUUCGCAGCCAGCAUGUUCUACCACGUUUUCCCCGGUUUGUCCUACCGUCAGCUCUAUCAAGCCUGGCAUAAAGGAGAGCCAGUGGUGCUGUCGGAAAAGCUGGAAAAUGUCUUUCAGCAGGUCCUGAAGGACUUCCGUGUCAGCUCAGUCAAGAACUUCUCUGCCUUCGCCUCCUUCGGGUUUCACCCGGUUGGUGCCGGUGUUCCAUGGCUUCCUGCUGGCGCCCAAAUCGGCAUCCCAGCCAACUUUAACAGCACCACAGACGAUCCGAGUGGAAUAACCAACCGCAACAUCUUCAUCAACGGGAAAACGGUGGACUGGAGCACCGAGGCUGGCUCUGCUCUGAAGGAGGCGCUGGUGUUCUCCACAGAGGCACAGAAGUUCGCCAUCGCUCGGGAGGUGGCCCGCUUACAAUCCGGGGGUCCGGUCCUGACAGCUGCAGUGGCUCCGUUCUGCCUGGGCGGGGUUUGGGUGUACAGCGUGGUGCUGAAGCAGGUGUUUGGCCUGCAUGGCGGCCCCGUGCUGAUGCGUUUUUCAGUGAACAUUCUGGCGCUGGGAAUUGGGGCCGUUUCAUACUUCCUCACCUCUGACGCUCUCAGUCAGUGGAUUGACUACAGCUCAGACAAACAUGCAGCGGGAGUGUCUCGGGAAUACGCCAGAGGAGGAGUGGAGUUUUAUGAUAAAAUCCUGUCCAGAAACAAGACGCUGCGCUCACUGAUGGGACAGAAAGGCGAGGAGAUGUACGCGCCCAGUGGGAACCUGUUUCCUGCUCAUGUCCUUCAGCUGAAGCACACGCCUUACACCUCCAGGAGAGAAGGCAUCCUCGCUCUGAUAAAAGAAGAGAAAGCAUAAAACGAACCAUAAAGCUACAAAGCUGGUACCAGCAGGCAGAUAUUUCUAAUAGAAAUAUGCCUUUCUGAAUCUGUUGAAUAUUUAAUUUUUUGUCGUUAAAAGAUAGAAUUCAAGGUGUCAGAUAUGUGACUUUUAUCCAAUAAAAAGAUGUGGUUGAUUCCGAAUUCAGCUGACAUUUACUGCUUUAAUGCUGAGGCGCCACAGUGAAAAAUAUCAACAACCCUUGAACUUUUUCACAUUUUGACCACCAACUUCUGUAUAUUUAGAUGGGAUUUAAUGUGAUGGUCCAGCAGAAAGUAGCAAAUAAAUAAUUGUGAAGUUGAAGAGAAAUUGUACAUUUCUAAUUUAGUUGGUUUUCCAAUGAAAUAUCUGAGAAGUUUGCAUACCUAUUUUACCCCCCUUUAAUUAAAACUUUGUGGAAUCAUCUCUUCCCCUGUCUUGAUUCCAUAAUAGCAAAAGUUCAAUCAGUUUGGGUGGAGAGCAUCUGUGAACAGAAAUGUGUCAAAGUUUUGCCACAAAUUCUUUAUAUCUGAACUUCCCCACAAUGUGUACUCCACCAUGUAUUAAUGUGGAAAUGAUGUGUUGUUUGGCUACCACACAUAAUAUUUUAUAUGUAGGCCAAAAAAUUUUAUUUUAGUCUCAUCUAAUCAGAGCACCUUCUUAUAUGCUUGCUGAAUUCCAGGUUGUUUGUGGCAAUCUGCAUUAUAGAGGCUGACCGGGCAAACAACGAUGCAAGCACACACUAAAUUGAUGGUACAAUAGAAAGACCGGUUAACCAAAAAAAAAAUAUUUUGUUAGGAAUGUGGUAGGAAAGUUUAAAAACCUUAAGUUGUUGAGUUUAGACUGAGAUUUUUGACGGAAUAACUGUUAGAAUGGUGCAGGUUUCAGAUAAAUGGCGCCCUCUGCUGACUGGAAAUAACCAAAACAGCUAUCUAUAGAAAGGUGAGUAUUUUGUAUGUCGUAGGGGAGAGCUUACGGUGUUAUUUAACAUAAAACUGGACUCAUUGAACUUAAUCUAUUGUCCAGUAUUUUUUUAAUAUUAUGUAUUUUCUGCUGCUAGAUUUUGCAGAUGUAUUAAACUACAAAAAAAAUCAAGCUUACAGCCAGUUAAAAUAGCUGGUAAGUGCUGGUAAAGAAUGUGAAACAGUCUCAUCUGUGUUUACAAUAUAUUGUAUGCUAUGUAAAUAUUCAGUGAAAGACAAAAGAAAACCUUUUUCAAGUGAGGGAAAAAAGUAUUGGAUUUAUCCAGAAUCAGAUAUCUGUGAUGCCAUGAUAAUUACUCAUCUUUUUCAGUUGCAUAGAAAACUGAUAUGUCUGUAUUCCCUGCAGGUCAAGUGAAAAAAAAGAAAACAGAACACAUAAAGGAUCUCUAAUUUUGUACAACCUAACUAAACUGUUGUAAUCUUCAGCUCAGUGACUCAGACCUCUUCAUCCAGCACUUGUAUUUCCUCCAGGUCAUCCGUCUGCACAUUAACAAGGUUCAGAUAUGCUGUUUAAUUACAUCUUCAAUCCAACUGCCUGUAGACUGAACUAAAUAUAGACACGCAUAAUUAGGUUGCAGAUAGAAACUGUAUUUUUACCCCACUGCUCUUUGGAGUCAAGAGAAAUAAAGUGCAAAUCCAGA
Xiphophorus hellerii (green swordtail) is the source of this 2698-nucleotide messenger RNA. It is a transcript of the gene tmem177, whose product is annotated as transmembrane protein 177. The transcript is spliced from 3 exons. The record is from RefSeq and is a predicted model, not a curated record. Lineage: Eukaryota; Metazoa; Chordata; Actinopteri; Cyprinodontiformes; Poeciliidae. Bases 142 to 1074 code for a protein of 310 amino acids. Gene Ontology annotation, cellular component: membrane.